Oppiella nova is the source of this 1138-nucleotide messenger RNA. NCBI's taxonomy places the organism in Eukaryota, Metazoa, Arthropoda, Arachnida, Sarcoptiformes, Oppiidae. The record is from the annotation of a GenBank genome assembly.
AUGAACACUUGCUUUGAGACCAACUGCUCGACCGGUGAUGCCGUCGACCAGUUCCGCGCCCGACAGCCCUCUUACAUGGCGUGGAUUGGAUGGGACUGUCAUCAGGAGUGCGAACACCAGUGCCAGUGGCAGACAGUCAACCAUUUGAUGGUCACCGGAGAUAAUAGCACUCGUUUGCCACAGUUUUAUGGAAAGUGGACAUUCUUCCGGUUCUAUGGUAUUGAAGAGCCGGCAUCUGUGCUCUUCUCGUUUCUCAACCUAUUGUCUAAUAUCUACGGUUGGAAUCAAUACCGCAAAGCCAUUAAAAGUGAUCCCUAUUUCAGUGUUUGGACACUUCAAGCACUGUUAGCCAUCAAUGCCUGGUUCUGGUCUACAAUCUUCCACACCAGACAGUCAUCAGUGACUGAAAAAUUCGAUUACUUUUCCGCGUAUUCUGUAGUCAUAUACUCACUCUUUGCACUAACCGUCCGAUUCUUAGAUUACCUAAACAUUAGUUCAAAAGCACUUUUGACACAAAUAGGGAUCGGAAUGCCUUUCUUGGCCUUUUUUACUUAUCACAUCCAUUACUUAUUUUAUAUACACUUUGAUUAUGGAUACAACAUGAAAGUCAACGUAUGCACAGGUAUAUUAAGCUCAACGGGUUGGCUGUUAUGGUGUUAUCUAAAUCGUCACAAAGGAAGACAUAUCUGGAAGUGUGUCUUCAGUAUCUUUCUAUUGAAUUUCUUACUAUUACUAGAAGUCUAUGACUUUCCUCCGAUUGCAUUUAUUUUCGAUGCCCACUCCUUAUGGCAUUUGGGAACCGUUCCCCUACCAGUCCUUUGGUUUAGUUUUCUAUCCGACGAAGCAAACCAUUCCGAUAUGAAGUCCAAACUCAAACUGUGAUAAAACCGAUACAAACACUGUAACACAUAUUAGCAAACACUUAACCAUACAUUCCAUUAGUAAGGUAACAGUCAUUUCAAUAUAACAAAUAUGAACACAAAUUAUGUAAUUACGGACCGGAAAUAUCGGUCUAACGGCCAGAUUGUGUGCCAUAAACACUGGCCUUAAUAGUUGUGAUUGUCUUGAGUUACGCCUAAACACAGACGAAUGGAUUCGAUGCCAAAUUCCAGAUUAAUAUAUGCUAUAAACAGAAAUC